AUGAAACCAGGGGCCAGUGCUGGAGGCUGGGGGGACGACGCACGUGGGAGGGACAUGGACAUGGGACAAAUCAGCUGUGCAAGGACAAUCCCUCGGUACCAAGCGCCACCAGUCUCCCUCCUCCUUCUCCACAAUCUCACUUUGUCACAACCCGAGGCCUGGGGGGAAAAACCCCAGCAGCUUCAGGCGUGUCGUUCAUCCCGCACCGCAGAGGUGUGGGACACGUCUGCACACGUCGAGGUGCACACACUGUCUGCUCAGGAGGAAGUAACUCCAACUUAUUGA
Knipowitschia caucasica is the source of this 285-nucleotide messenger RNA. NCBI's taxonomy places the organism in Eukaryota, Metazoa, Chordata, Actinopteri, Gobiiformes, Gobiidae. The record is from the annotation of a GenBank genome assembly.